Etheostoma spectabile (orangethroat darter) is the source of this 1468-nucleotide messenger RNA. Its product is annotated as NEDD4 family-interacting protein 1-like. Gene Ontology annotation, cellular component: perinuclear region of cytoplasm; endoplasmic reticulum; Golgi apparatus. The coding region runs from base 235 to 927 and encodes 230 amino acids. The transcript has 8 exons. Gene Ontology annotation, biological process: ubiquitin-dependent protein catabolic process; vacuolar transport; metal ion transport. The record is from RefSeq and is a predicted model, not a curated record. NCBI's taxonomy places the organism in Eukaryota, Metazoa, Chordata, Actinopteri, Perciformes, Percidae. Gene Ontology annotation, molecular function: WW domain binding.
UAAUAAUAGUUCUCAAUCUGGACUUAAGUUAAAAAAGUAACCGGAAGCCUUGUGUUUUAUGCUAACCAAUAUUGCAGCUUGACAGUGACUUUAGCGAAAGCACCGAGCAGUCGAGGGAGAAACAGGCUUUCAUUGUGGCGAGGAUUGAGUUUAAAUUUUUCGUAACGGUACUGUUACAUAAUUUUCGUUGGGUGUCUAUUUCUCUGUUGUUGAUUCCCAGCCGUUCAAAUUGGAAUGGCCGAACCGAGCGGCAGAUAUCAGCAGCUUCCCAAUGAGGAGGACCCAGAAGAGAGCCCUCAGGUAGCAGCCGACGCUCCACCCCCAUACAGCAGCAUUGCGGUGGACAAUGCCGCCUACUUUGACUACAAGGAAGAUGGGGCUUACCCCAAGCCUCCAUCAUACAACGUAGCGACUACACUACCUUCCUAUGAUGAAGCAGAAAGAACCAAGGCUGAGACUACUGUUCCCCUGGUAACUGGAAGACAGCCUCAGCACAGGGAACGUCUGGAGACUUUUGACGAUGUAAUUCGAAGUUCACUGGAGGAUGAAGACUUUGUAACCAGAGAUGAUUUUGAAGACGCUGAUCAGCUGAGGAUAGGAAAUGACGGCAUCUUCAUGCUCACGUUUUUCAUGGCAUUUCUGUUCAACUGGAUCGGUUUCUUCCUGUCUUUCUGUCUGACCACCUCAGCAGCCGGCCGCUAUGGGGCCAUCUCAGGCUUUGGCCUCUCCCUCAUCAAAUGGAUCCUCAUUGUCCGGUUCUCCACAUACUUCCCUGGUUACUUUGAUGGACAGUUCUGGCUGUGGUGGGUGUUCCUGGUGUUGGGCUUUUUGCUCUUCCUUCGAGGAUUCAUCAACUACGCCAGAAUCCGCAAGAUGGCUGACACCUUCUCCACCCUGCCCCGCACCCGAGUCCUCUUCAUAUACUGAGCUCACAAUCCAUCAAUUUCCAUUGAAAUCCCCCCCACCCUGUAGUGAAACAUACCUUGUGGCUUUACCCAAUCAAAAAGGGAGAAAAUAACUUUUCUUUUUCCUCUGCUUGACAUGUUUUGGACAAUACAUCUAUUGUCCCCUCUUGGCGUAAAAUAGUCAAUUCUGAGACAUCUGUAAGACCCUUCAGUUGUUAGUGGUGAACUGUCAAAGUGCUAUUUGCAAUUAUGAAGUUUGUGAUGUAUAAAUGAAUGCCUUAGUCACUGUUUUUUCUGUCUGUUGGUAACAGCAGCAUGAACUAUUCUUUUUUUUAGCCACCAGGGGGCAGCCUGGUUUGUGUUGUUUUUCUCUAUCAGAUGAAGUAAUUUGUAUAGAGAAAUGGUUCUCAGCCCAGUGGGUACAUUUGGAGUAAUGGGUUGAUUUAUGCAGUGUGAAAUAAUAUAUUUCAUGUACACAUUUGAUGUGCGUUUAAACCUUCUGACCAAUGCUUUUUGUCCUUUGUGAAGUAGUGUAUAAUUCAGGCAAUACAAGACUGAAGAGG